AUGAAGUUUAUCUUCACUCUUGUUUCCGUCCUGGUCCUUCUAGCCAUGAUGGCUGAAGGACGCAGCCUCUACCAGGGCUCACCCGCUGCCGUUCAUGAUGAACAGUCUCUCAACGAUCUGGCCAAGGACAACUCUGGCACGAUUCUCUACGCGAACAAUGUCGCUCGAGCCACGGUGACUGAAGGGCUUACCCGCUACCACACCGCGCCCCCAAGCGAUGCCGUUAUCUUUCACGAUGAGCAGUCCCUCAGUGACUUGAUCAAGGUCAACCCUGACACACUUCUCCACCCUGAGAACGGAGGAUACUACCUCAAGAACAUGGAAGAAGCCGUCAUUGGCGUCGCCGCCGAUGGCCUCUGUGAUUACCUUGGUGCAUCUUUUGCGUUCUUCAAUGAUGAUGCUGGGGCAAAUGUUAUGGAGGAGCCUGAGUGUUUGCAUGAAAAAGUCCUAAGGGCUGUUGUCCUAUCUCUCUCGCAAACGGCUGUUUCGGUUCCCACUGCUCUAGUUCUGGGGAUUGCCAGCACCGAGGUUGUGUUACAUGCACUCACACGAAGUUUUGUCUUAUCUAGAUUGUGA
Penicillium cosmopolitanum is the source of this 576-nucleotide messenger RNA. RefSeq lists its product as uncharacterized. The transcript is spliced from 2 exons. Lineage: Eukaryota; Fungi; Ascomycota; Eurotiomycetes; Eurotiales; Aspergillaceae. The record is from RefSeq and is a predicted model, not a curated record. Bases 1 to 576 code for a protein of 191 amino acids.